AGUAGGUGUUGACGUCAGCGUUCUCUUCCGCCGUCCUCGCCGCCAUCCCCGGCGCGGCUCAAUUCAGUCGGAUCUGUCUGGGAGAAUCCAGCGACAUCCACCACCAUGGUGAACUUCACUGUAGACCAGAUCCGGGCCAUCAUGGACAAGAAGGCCAACAUCCGCAACAUGUCUGUCAUCGCCCACGUGGACCACGGCAAGUCCACGCUGACGGACUCCUUGGUGUGCAAAGCCGGCAUCAUCGCGUCCGCUCGUGCUGGUGAGACCCGCUUCACUGACACCCGGAAGGAUGAGCAGGAGCGCUGUAUCACCAUCAAGUCAACCGCUAUCUCCCUCUUCUAUGAGCUUUCUGAGAAUGACUUGAACUUUAUCAAGCAGAGCAAGGAUGGCUCUGGCUUCCUUAUCAACCUCAUUGACUCUCCUGGGCAUGUGGACUUCUCCUCAGAAGUGACGGCUGCCCUGCGUGUCACUGAUGGCGCCUUGGUGGUGGUGGACUGUGUGUCAGGUGUGUGCGUGCAGACAGAGACAGUGCUGCGGCAGGCUAUCGCUGAGCGCAUCAAGCCCGUGCUCAUGAUGAACAAGAUGGACCGGGCCCUGCUGGAGUUGCAGUUGGAGCCCGAGGAGCUGUACCAGACCUUCCAGCGCAUAGUGGAGAACGUCAACGUCAUCAUCUCCACCUACGGCGAGGGCGAGAGCGGUCCCAUGGGCAACAUCAUGAUUGACCCUGUCCUUGGUACUGUGGGCUUUGGGUCUGGCCUGCAUGGCUGGGCCUUCACCCUAAAGCAGUUUGCAGAGAUGUACGUGGCCAAGUUCGCUGCCAAGGGGGAGGGCCAGUUGGGGCCUGCUGAGCGGGCCAAGAAGGUGGAAGACAUGAUGAAGAAGCUGUGGGGUGACCGGUACUUCGAUCCAGCCAACGGCAAGUUUAGCAAGUCAGCCACCAGCCCUGAUGGAAAGAAGCUGCCCCGUACUUUCUGCCAGCUCAUCCUGGACCCCAUCUUCAAGGUGUUUGAUGCAAUCAUGAACUUCAAGAAAGAGGAGACAGCAAAGUUGAUUGAGAAGCUGGACAUUAAGCUGGACAGUGAGGACAAAGACAAAGAGGGAAAGCCGCUGCUCAAGGCUGUGAUGCGCCGCUGGCUGCCAGCUGGGGACGCGCUGCUGCAGAUGAUCACCAUCCACUUGCCGUCACCUGUUACAGCACAGAAGUACCGCUGCGAGCUGCUAUAUGAGGGGCCCCCAGAUGAUGAGGCCGCCAUGGGCAUUAAAAGCUGUGAUCCUAAAGGCCCACUAAUGAUGUACAUUUCCAAAAUGGUGCCAACUUCUGAUAAAGGUCGGUUCUAUGCCUUUGGACGUGUCUUCUCAGGGCUGGUGUCCACUGGCCUGAAAGUCCGGAUUAUGGGCCCUAACUACACCCCUGGGAAGAAGGAGGACCUUUACCUGAAGCCCAUCCAGAGGACCAUCCUGAUGAUGGGCCGCUAUGUGGAGCCCAUUGAGGACGUGCCUUGUGGGAACAUCGUGGGACUGGUGGGUGUGGACCAGUUCCUAGUGAAGACUGGUACCAUCACCACUUUUGAGCAUGCCCACAACAUGCGUGUGAUGAAGUUCAGCGUCAGCCCUGUGGUCAGAGUGGCUGUGGAGGCCAAGAACCCAGCUGACCUUCCCAAGCUGGUGGAGGGGCUGAAGCGGCUGGCCAAGUCCGACCCCAUGGUGCAGUGCAUCAUCGAGGAGUCAGGAGAGCACAUCAUCGCGGGCGCUGGCGAGCUUCACCUGGAGAUCUGCCUCAAGGACCUGGAGGAGGACCAUGCCUGCAUACCCAUCAAGAAAUCGGACCCCGUGGUCUCGUACCGGGAGACAGUGAGCGAGGAGUCGAAUGUGAUGUGCCUCUCCAAGUCCCCCAACAAGCACAACCGCCUGUACAUGAAGGCGCGACCCUUUCCGGAUGGCCUGGCUGAGGACAUCGACAAGGGGGAGGUGUCUGCCCGCCAGGAGCUAAAGCAGCGUGCCCGCUACCUGGCUGAAAAGUAUGAGUGGGAUGUGGCAGAGGCCCUGUCCAUGCCAGCCAAUCAGGUCACGGAAAGUCAUUCAGUCAAGCCAAAGGCGAGGCAGUAUCCGGGUGCGGUGCCCGGAAAAGACGCAGAGGGUGGACCUUUGGGAUGA
Octodon degus (degu) is the source of this 2154-nucleotide messenger RNA. It is a transcript of the gene Eef2, whose product is annotated as eukaryotic translation elongation factor 2. NCBI's taxonomy places the organism in Eukaryota, Metazoa, Chordata, Mammalia, Rodentia, Octodontidae. Bases 106 to 2154 code for a protein of 682 amino acids. The record is from RefSeq and is a predicted model, not a curated record. The transcript has 13 exons. Gene Ontology annotation, cellular component: cytosol; ribonucleoprotein complex. Gene Ontology annotation, molecular function: GTPase activity; GTP binding; ribosome binding. Gene Ontology annotation, biological process: translational elongation.